This is a messenger RNA of Egretta garzetta (little egret), 1187 nucleotides long. Its product is annotated as PHD finger protein 7. Bases 360 to 1187 code for a protein of 275 amino acids. The record is from RefSeq and is a predicted model, not a curated record. The transcript has 9 exons. NCBI's taxonomy places the organism in Eukaryota, Metazoa, Chordata, Aves, Pelecaniformes, Ardeidae. Gene Ontology annotation, cellular component: nucleus.
CCGGUCCCUUUUGGAGCCAGCUGGCAUUGGCUCAGUCAGAGACAGGGGAAGCUUCUGGCAGCUUCUCACUGAAGCCAGCCCUGUAGUCCCCCGGCUACCAAAACCUUGCCACGCAGACCCAAUAGAGCGGCUGCCCCUUCGCUUCUGCGGAUGCAGUUCUUUGCUGUUCCUUCAUGGUCAAAACUCCCUCCUCGUGGCGUGUGGACUGGACAGAUGCCACGUCCCUGUGAGGCUGGGAGGACUUCAGGGAAACGAGGAGGCUGCAGCAUGCAGACAGGGUUGGCAGAGGAGCGUCCGGAGGAGAAACCCCAGCCCUGCUGGGGCAGAGGCUCUCCAAGCGCUUGCCCUCAACGUGCACCAUGUUCACAAAGAAGCAGCAGGACCCCGACUCGAGGGAGCAAGCAUGCAUGCUGUGUGGCCGGGCAGAGGCUGACCCGGACAUCUGUGGCUGCAAAAAGGCGAAGAAAGGGCUCUGUGCCCACACGUAUUGCCUGUUCCUUGCCAGCGGGCUUUCUCUGCAAGAGAGCAGGAACGGCUUUCUCACUGAGGACACCAGGCGCGCAAUCCAAGAGGCAGCCCAGAAGCGCUGCUUCGUGUGCGGGAAGAUGGGCGCCGCCAUCGCCUGCCGGGAGAAGGGCUGUGACCGCAGCUUCCACCUCCCCUGCGCCUCAGAGGGUGAAUGUGUCACCCAGUUCUUUGGGCUGUACAGGUCCUUCUGCUGGCAGCACCGCCCAGAGCAGGCAGUGCAGGCCACUCCGGAGCACAACAGCACCUGCAUCAUCUGCCUGGGCCUCGUGGAGGACAAGAAGUCCUACCACACCAUGGUGUGCCCCGCGUGCCAACGCGCCUGGUUCCACCGGAGCUGCAUUCAGAAGCAGGCAAUCCACGCUGGUGCCUGCUUCCGCUGCUUGCGUUGCCAAAACAAAGAUAAGUUUGUGAUGGAAAUGCUCAGCAUGGGGAUUCGGGUCUCCAAGAGCAGGCAACCGUCACAGGAGAGCGCCCCAGCCUUUAGGCUGGUCUAUCAGAGGCCCACCCGCUGCAAUGCCCGCAAGUGCCUUUGUCUGGGAGGCAGGGAGCAGGCAGAGGAAGAGGGGUCCUGGCAACUGCUACUGUGCAGCUCCUGUGCUGCCAAAGGCAGCCACCGCGGCCUGACCCUCCAUUUCCCUGAGGCAGAGUCUUUGACAUGA